Messenger RNA from Prorocentrum cordatum, 1752 nucleotides. NCBI's taxonomy places the organism in Eukaryota, Dinophyceae, Prorocentrales, Prorocentraceae. The record is from the annotation of a GenBank genome assembly.
GUGCUGUUGGGUCACCUCACAUUCUGUGCGCUGACCAAUCGUAGCAUGAUGAGCGUCUUCAGGAGUAUCUACGCGUUCAUAAAUAAGUACUACGCUACACCCAUGCCUUUGUGGGGCACGGCUAGACAGGAGAUGUCGACUGCAGCCUCUCUGUUGUUCUUGAUGGAUGCUUCGUGGACUUUACCUUGGUCCCCAAGCGUCGUGGCGACUGACGCCUCAGAGGGGGGGUUCGGGGCCACGGUCUCGGAGUGGGACACUCAGGACGUCUCGGAGGAGGAGAGCGAGUCUGAGCGGCCGUACGACGUCGACUCGGGUUUUCCUGAGGUCCCCCAUGCAGUACUCACGAGGGCCCGCUGGAGCACCCUUCUGGCAGGUCCGUGGAAAUAUUUUGACGAGGGCAUCUUUACCUUGGAAGCCAGGGCCCUGCUGUUGGGAUUCCAGGCGCUGGUGAGCGAGUACCAAGUCAGAAACGCGAGGGUGCUCUUCUUGGUUGACAACAUGGGGUACCCACUCAAAUGUGAUGAUGAGAGGGCCGACUCUUGGGCCGGCCCGGGCUGUUCCUCGGGCGAAAGCGCGGCCAGGCCUGCUGCCAGCGGGGUCGGCUUCUGCGCCCUCAACGCCAGUGGCUUCGAGGAGUUUGGUGGCGACAGUCUCGAGCAGGCCCCGAAGGAGCACAACGCGCCGGCCCUCGACGAGCUGAACGACGAGGAGGCCUCGAACGUGGUCGAGGAGAGCGACGCGACCUCCGACACGUCGAGCGCGGUGCAGUCGAAGACGGAGAUCCAGUACUGCGAGGCGGUGAGCACGUGGCGAGCUCGGGCCCGCGAGUUGGGCGAGCCUCUCGGCGUGGCUGCCGAGGUGGACGCCUCGGUGGCGCGGCAGCUUCAAGAGCUUUUCGACCAGGGCGAGAACCUCAGCAAGGGCGAGAAGCUCGUGGCCGGGUUGGAGCAUUUCCUGCCCGACAUCUGGGCGGCCAUCAUUUGGGAGCUGUGCCGUGCCAACUUCUGGAACAUGGGGAUCUACACGCUGCUCAUGCCGGUGACCUACAUGCGGCCGUCGGAGCCGCUGAAGUUGUUGAAGGAGGACCUCUUGGCACCAGCGCACGGACUCUCUGCCUCAUGGAUCUGCUUCGCUUUUCGGCAAGAGCGGGGAGUGGCGUCCAAGACGUACGCGACGGACGAGAGCAUCGACCUGAGUUGCAAGUGGGUGCCCUACCUGUCGUCGGUGGUGGCGGCGCUCCGGGCUGGGGACCCGAAGUCCAAGGUCUUCAACUUUACGUACAGCAGCUACACGCACCAGUUCAAGAUCGCCUGCAAGAAGCUCGGGCUGACGGCCGUGCCUUAUCAGGCACGGCACUCAGGCGCCUCCAUCGACUCCGCCAUAAAGUACCGCACGAGAGCCGAGAUCAAAAGCAGGGGAAGAUGGAAGGCGGACAAGUCGGUGUUGAGGUACGACAGCAAGGCCAAGAUCGUCGAGAGCGUGGACAAGCUGACCGGCUCGUUGGCGUCUCACGUGCACAGGUGCGAGCUCCAGCUCGGGGCCCUUUUGUGCGGCCAGAUCGACCCCUCGGCCAUCGCGCCGCCCUGCGGUAUCCGAGCCCGCCUGUGGGACAAGUCCAUCUCUGACUCUCUGGACCUCACGGUCCUGAAGAAUAUCCGGCGCCUGUGCUCAGAGGCUAAAAGCAAUAUGCUCGUGGCGGCCUUCAGGACCGGAAAUCUCCAGGCCCAAAGGAUCCUCAAGCUUAUCAGGUAG